Molecule: messenger RNA, 5914 nt
Organism: Ipomoea nil (Japanese morning glory)
Lineage: Eukaryota; Viridiplantae; Streptophyta; Magnoliopsida; Solanales; Convolvulaceae
Exons: 15
Coding region: 383-5266 (1627 amino acids)
Biological process (GO): protein deubiquitination
Molecular function (GO): protein binding; cysteine-type deubiquitinase activity
Source: RefSeq, a predicted model, not a curated record
CACAAACACAUCUUCCCAAGCACGGCCUUCGCCUCCCCCACUCCCAUUCCCACUCCCAAAUCUUUCACUGUGUUAUAGAGAGAGAGAAGAGAGAGAGAGAGACGAAAACUGCGACGCUCUCUAUAUACAUCUCAUCCAAUUGUCUACAUAUAUCCACCUUCCCCGUUGAUCGGCCGUCGAUCGAUUCCGACGUCUCCCGGGCAUUCUUCUCUCUCCCGCUUGAUUCACAGUGAGUCUAUCUCUCCCUACGCGAUAAGAUACGUAUGUUGUAUAUGUACACGCCCGCGCGCCUUCGUAUCACUGCUUAAUUUCGUGUUUAUGUACAUAGAGAAGAGAUAGAUGCAUAUAUAUGCAUGUCAGUGAAUUGGCAUAGGGGAAAUUGAUGGGGCACAAGAAGCGACCGAUCGCUCCUCGCUCCAAACCCUCAGUUGCGCCGGUGGAGGUUGCGGCCGUUGCAGUCGACGAGGCGGCGCCACCGGCACCGCUCGAAUCGGACACAAGCGCGGUUUUGGUUCAGGAGAAAUCCUUGAUUCGGCAUGACCAGGCAGUGGUUGAAUCGGAGACGAAUGCUUCGUCGUCUUAUGCUAAUAUCAAGCUCGAAUGCGAGCGGGCUCUCACGUCCCUGCGUAGAGGGAACCACAACAAAGCCCUAAGGUUGAUGAAGGACUUGUGCGCCAAGCAUGAGAACUCGCCCAACUUGGCCUUGAUUUACCGGGUCCAGGGCACGGUUUGUGUUAAAGUGGCAUCUAUUAUUGAUGAUCCCAACGUGAAGAACAGGCAUUUGAAGAAUGCCAUUGACAGUGCUAGGAAGUCUGUGAUGAUGUCCCCUAAUUCUAUUGAGUUUGCACAUUUCUAUGCAAAUUUGUUGUAUGAGGCUGCAAAUGAUGGGAAGGAAUAUGAGGAGGUUGUCCAGGAGUGUGAGAGGGCAUUGGCAAUUGAAAACCCAAUUGAUCCUGCAAAAGAGAGCUUACAGGAGAAUCAACAGAAGGUAUCCACGCCGGAGGCUCGGAUAGCCCAUGUACAAGGUGAGCUAAGGAAUUUGAUUCAGAGAUCUAACCUUGCAUCCAUUUCUACUUGGGUGAAAAACUUUGGAAGUGGUGAGGAGAAGUUCAGGUUGAUACCAAUUAGGAGGAUGUCAGAGGACCCCAUGGAGUUAAGAUUAGUACAGGCAAGAAAGCCCAAUGAAAUUAAGAAGGCCACUAAGACACCUGAAGAAAGAAGGAAAGAGAUUGAGGUUCGAGUGGCUGCCGCAAGACUAUUGCAGCAGAAGUCGGAAUCAGCUCAGUCAUUUAAUGAUGGGGAAAGGAGCUUAGACUUAUCAGCUGGGACAGGGCAGAGGGGAAAUGAGAGAAGGAAGAGUGGAAAUGCCAGGAAGAAUGUGUCUUCCAUGGAGAGAAGGGACUGUGUGCGGUCCUAUUGGAAUUCAAUGAGUACAGAUAUGAAGAAAAAAUUGCUUAGGAUUAGGAUUGUGGACCUCAAAUCCCAUUUCGGUUCUUUGAAGGAUGGGUUGGCAAAUGAAGUAUUAUCUGAAGCUUUAUCAUUUGCUGAAGCUAAUAAAGCAUGGAAAUUUUGGACAUGUUGCCACUGUGUUGAAAGAUUUGCAGACUCUGAAUCUCAUAUUCAGCAUGUCAUAAAUGAGCACAUGUGUAGUUUGUCUCCUAAGCUGCAGUCAGUUUUGCCUCAAAAUGUGGAGAAUGAGUGGGUUGAGAUGCUUCUCAACUGUUCUUGGAAACCCUUAGAUAUUAAUGCUGCAGCAAAACUGCUUGAGAAACAAUUAAAAUGCCGGGUGCAUGGUUUUCUAGAAAACACAUAUACAAGGAGUGACAUGGAUGAGUCUAAAGAUGAUAUUUCUGACCCCUAUUGUAAUGUAUAUGGGUGGGAUCGAUCACCUAUAAAGAAGACAUUUGGAGAUGGAUGCAAUGGAACUACUGUUGACAGUAGAGAAUAUGAUAAGAACUCGGAAGUUUGGAUGGACCGUGAUGGCAAUGAAGGCACUAAGAUUUGUCCUCCCUCUGAAAGCUGGCCAAUAGCCGAUGACCCUGAACGUGCAAAGCUUCUUGAAAGGAUAAAUGUUGUAUUCCAAACACUGAUUAAAAACAAAUAUCUUGGUUCUAGUCAUCUGAGCAAGGUUAUACAUUUUGCAGUAGAGGAGCUCCAGAGUCUUGGUUAUGGAUCUCAGCUGCUCAACUACAAUAUUGAUCAAACUCCCUUGUGUAUUUGUUUUUUGGGUGCUCCAGAACUUAAGAAAAUUCUGAAAUUUCUUCAGGAGCUUUCUCAUUCUUGUGGUCUCGGUAGGUAUCCUGAGAGAAGUACUGCCAUAGAUGAUAUUAGUACUGGCAUUCAGGGAGUUGAUGCUAUGGAGAAAAUAGUUUUCAGCGAGGAUGGUUCAUGUUUAUUGUUUGACGAGCAUUUCAAGCCAUGCAAGCUUACUCCCAUCACGUUUCAUGAUGGAGUUGUUACUGAUUCUAAUCCUAAUUCUGCAGCAAUUUCUUCUAAUAUCCAAUGUGACAAUGGAGGCUUACUUGAUUCUGAUGAAUUGUUAUCAUGGAUAUUUAUGGGCACAUCAAGUGGCGAGCAGUUGACAUCCUGGUCACGUUCAAGAGAAGAGAAAGCCCAACAGGCUAUGGAAAUUGUAAGAUUACUUGAGAAGGAAUUUUAUGAACUUCAGGGCUUGUGUGAGAGAAAAUGUGAGCAUUUAAAUUAUGAGGAGGCUUUACAGGUGGUAGAAGAUCUCUGUUUAGAAGAGGGUAAGAAAAGGGAGCACACAAUAGAUUUUGUCCGCCGAAGUUAUGAUAUUGCCUUGAAGAAGCGGCGAGAUGAACUCAUGGAAAGUCAUCAUGAGGCUACUAGUACCAACUACAGGUUUGAGAUUGAAGCCAUUUCAAGUGUUCUAAAAGACGCAGAAUCUCUUAAUGUUAAUCAGUUUGGAUUUGAAGAUACAUAUGGUGGAAUUUCAUCUCAUCUUUGUGAUUUGGAAUCUGGUGAAGAUGAUGAUUGGAGGGUGAAAGACUACCUUAAUCAGGCAGACUCAUGUGUAGAAGUUGCAAUACAGAGACAGAAGGAACAUGUCUCAGUUGAGCUGAGCAAAAUUGAUGCAAGAAUCAUGCGGGUAGUUAGUGGGAUGCAGCAGUUGGAAGUUAAGCUUGAAUCCGUGUCUGCCCAUGAUUAUAGACAGAUAUUAGUUCCUCUAGUGAAGUCAUAUCUGCGGGCCCACUUGGAGGAUCUAGCGGAGAGAGAUGCCACAGAGAAAUCUGAUGCUGCAAGAGAAGCAUUUCUGGCAGAACUUGCCCGUGAUUCCAAGAAGAGCUCAAAUGUAGGAAGUGAGAAUGCAAAACAUUCACAUGAAAAGACAAGGGAUAAGAAAAAGAUCAAGGAUUAUCGGAAAACCAAGGAUUUAAAGGGUUCUAAUGGGAAUGGAUUGCAUGCUCUUCACCAUGACACUGCUGAAGAGGCCUCGUUUUCAGUUGUUCAUGAUGGAGGCAGUGAAGAUGCUGAGCUUUCUAAUGGGGGGAGCAACUCUAUAACUCAGGAGGAGGAGGAGCAAAGACGCAGGAUUGAGCUUGAAGCAGAGGAAAGAAAGCUUGAAGAAACUUUGGAGUAUCAAAGACGAAUUGAGAAUGAGGCUAAACUAAAGCAUCUUGCUGAACAACAUAAAAAAGGUGCAAGAGCACUUCUGGAGUUGCCUGAAGCAGCGCCCAAUACUUUUUUGAAUUACAAUGAGCAAGAUCAUGUUGUCAAUAAGCAACAGGGAACUACCAAGAAGGAAUUGCUUCAGAGUAAUGGAUCUCCAUUGGAGGGCCAUCCAAAGAACUCCACAGUUUCAGAUAUACACAAAGCUGGAUUUUCUAAUGGAGGAUUUCUUGAGGAUGGUGCUUUGACUUCUGAUCGACGGGCAGGAAGACGAAGUAGGCGUCAGAAGGGUUCGGCAAAAUAUAAUGAAGAAAAGUGUCCACCAGUUACUUCUGGAGCAGAAAAUAUUGAAGUUGGUGAAGUGAGACCUGUGGAUGACUCACUAGAAAAAAAGCAUGCUGGAGAGAGUGGCCCGAAAACGUUGAGACAGCUGCAUGUGGAGGAUGAUGAUGAAGAAAGGUUUCAAGCUGAUCUUAUGAAAGCUGUACGACAAAGCCUUGACACAUUCCAUGCACAUCAAAAGUUACCCUUGAUACCUCGUUCUGGGACAGCACAGAUCUCAGAGAUGGCUAAUUUAGGGGUUUCAUGUGAGGAUGUUGCCACUGGGAUUGUUAAUGGAAUUGAAGUAUAUGGAACAGGGCUAAAGAAUGAAGUUGGUGAAUAUAAUUGCUUCCUAAAUGUAAUUAUUCAGUCAUUGUGGCAUCUAAGACGAUUUCGAGAUGAAUUCUUGAGAUCAUCUUCAGAGCAUAUUCAUGUUGGUGAUCCUUGUGUUGUAUGCGCUUUAUAUGAUAUCUUUACUGCUUUGAGCUUGGCAUCUUCUGAAACACGAAGAGAUGCUGUUGCUCCUAAUUCCCUGAGGAUUGCCCUGAGCAACCUGUAUCCUGAUAGGUUGCUCUUCCAGGAGGGCCAGAUGAACGAUGCUUCUGAGGUGCUGGGUGUAAUAUUUGAGUGCUUGCAUCAAUCAUUUACAUCAGCCUCAGGUGCUUCUGAUACAGAAUCAGUAGACAGCAGUUGUAUGGGCUCUUGGGAUUGUGCAAACAGUGCUUGUAUUGUACACUCUCUUUUUGGAAUGGAUGUUUUUGAACGGAUGAACUGCUACGAAUGUGGAUUAGAGUCUAGACAUCUGAAAUAUACCUCUUUUUUUCACAAUAUUAAUGCAAGUGCUCUCCGAACAAUGAAGGUUAUGUGUCAAGAUAGCUCCUUUGAUGAGCUUCUGAAUCUUGUAGAGAUGAACCACCAGUUGGCUUGUGAUCCAGAUGCUCGCGGAUGUGGGAAACAUAACCAUAUCCAUCAUUUCCUAUCAACUCCACCACAUGUUUUCACAACAGUUCUGGGUUGGCAGAAUACUUGUGAGAGUGUUGAAGACAUAACGGCAACAUUAGUGGCCUUAUCUACUGAGAUAGAUAUCAGUGUCCUUUAUCGUGGUCUUGAUCCAAAGAGCAAACAUUGCCUUGUUUCAGUGGUCUGCUACUAUGGACAGCAUUAUCACUGUUUUGCAUACAGUCAUGACCAUGAACGGUGGAUCAUGUAUGACGACAAGACUGUGAAGGUGAUUGGCAACUGGGCUGAUGUACUCACCAUGUGUGAAAGAGGGCAUUUGCAACCACAAGUCCUAUUCUUUGAAGCUUUAAACUAAUUCUGAUUGGAGAUUGAUAUAUAUAUCCAUGCAAUCAUUGCACGGAUGCGGUUCUUGGCCUGUACAAGGGCAAAAGUUUUUGAAGUAGUAUUUCAAGAUUGGAGAAUCACAGAAAGAUAAUGGAAGAGCAAGUAUAGCUAGCUGUUUUGGCCCUUGACUAUUUUACCUUCUGGAUCAAGUUUUGUGGGACCAUCAAUUUUUUUGUAAGAUCCAUGGAUCUUUCCAAUAAGGUGGUUCAGUUGAGCCAUUGAGGAAGAAGAAUUACUAGCCACUGGUUCCUGAGCUAUUAUGUAGGAGUUGGUAGACAUUUGCACUCACCGUCACCGAGGCUAUGAUAUUGACAUUAUUGCUGUACACAGGAAAUUCAAGGUAAAUUUGGUCAUCUUUAUACAUUUCCAAUAUAAGAAAGCUUUGUAUAGAUCCGAUCUUCAGUCUUCUAUAGCCUUCUAGCAAUGCAGUCUAUAAUACAUUCUCUUUUUCUUUUUCUUUUUUUCUUUUUUCUUUUUUGGAAGAAAGAUUUUGAAUGGAGUAGAUGCUUUUAUCAAAACCUGUAAGUUUUGAUGAUAAUGGAAGGGAGGGAUUCUCAAUGUUUUUCUAGCUGCUGCCCGUGGCUGCAAAGCUUUACCAGUAAUGCAAUAUUUCUGUUGA